Molecule: messenger RNA, 2585 nt
Organism: [Torrubiella] hemipterigena
Lineage: Eukaryota; Fungi; Ascomycota; Sordariomycetes; Hypocreales; Clavicipitaceae
Source: the annotation of a GenBank genome assembly
CAAAACUGGAACGCCUCCUCGCAACUUCUCCUCUCCCCUCUCGUCAUCUGUCAAGUCGUAGUUUCAUCACUUGACCAUCAGCUCUUACCAGAGAGCAUUUGUGAGCUUUUCAAAACAGCAAUUGCCCCAUUGAUAGCUACGCGACGCAACAUCCGCCACAUAUGAAGACGGCGCGCCUUUCCGCCGUCCUCACGCGGCCAUGCCUCUAUAAACUCGUGCCUGGAGCAGCAUCAAUGGCAUUGGGUUCAUAUCCUCUGACCCCCAAAAGUCUCAGCCGACAUUCCCAACGGGCCUUUUCAUCACCUUCAGGGCUUAAGGAUCUACUUUGGGUCUCUGAAGAAGUCUCCGAUGCCGUUGCUACCAAUAAGCCGGUCGUUGCUCUUGAAUCUACCAUUUAUACCCACGGCUUUAUGGGCAAGACGCUAGCACAGGAACACGAUCAACUAGUCCGAAGUCAUGGGGGAAUACCUGCCAUUAUUGCAAUUGUUGAUGGCGUCCCCAAGGUUGGCGUAUCGCAUGAAGAUAUAGUCAAAAUGAUUGAGUCGGGCUCUGCUGUCAAAGUGUCUCGACGAGAUAUAUCCUACCUUGUUGGCAUGGGGUUGACAGGUCGCAAAAUCCACGGCGGAACAACAAUUGCCGGCACAAUGCUGCUUGCCCGCCUGGCUGGCAUUCGCGUUUUUGGAACCGGUGGUCUCGGCGGUGUGCAUCGCGGUGGCGAGAAUUCCAUGGAUAUAUCCGCCGAUCUCACUGAGCUUGGGAGAACCCGCGUCGCUGUUGUAAGCAGUGGCUGCAAGGGAUUCUUGGACCUGCCACGCACGCUUGAGUUCCUAGAGACACAAGGCUGCCUUGUUUCUACGUUUGCGGAUGGCCGAAAGGGCGACGUGGACUUCCCUGCCUUCUGGGCCCGAGACAGCGGUGUAACGAGCCCCUCAACCUUCUAUACUGAUGAGGAAGCUGCUGCCAUGAUCUUCGCUCAAGAGAAACUCAAUAUUGAGUCUGGUAUGCUUAUUGCUAAUCCAAUCUCCGAGGAAUAUGGAAUUCCCAAGGCCGAAAUGCAGUCCAUGAUCGAACAGGCAGUGACGGAAGCUCUUGAAAAGGGAUUCACAGGCAACAAGAACACUCCGUUUAUUCUUGGUAGACUCAAAGAGCUGACUGGUGAACGCGCGGUCGUCGCUAACAUGGCUCUUGUCAAAUCCAAUAUUAUUCGUGCCACAAAGAUUUCCGUCGAACUUUCCCGCAUGUUAACUUCGGGUACCUCUCAGAAGCUCCACCGAAAUACACCAAUCCUCUCACAACGCAAGGUAUCGCAAACCAAGACCGCACAUGAUACAUCGCUUAGCUCUAGUAAGCAGGCAGACAUCCUGGUCGCGGGUUCCGUGGCCAUCGAUCUUAACUGCGACUAUGGUAGCAUAAAGUCUGGACAGGUUGAACCACAAAGACACACGUCCAACCCUGCCCGUAUUAGCCAAUCGAUUGGUGGGGUUGGUCACAAUGUUGCCCUCGCUGCCCAUUACGCAAGUUCCGAUUCGGAGGUCGCCUUCUGCAGUUUAGUUGGUGAUGAUGUCGCUGGAACAAGUAUUCUAUCGACUCUCAGGUCGACUGGUCUGGAUUCCACCAGAGUCAAGGUCUUGACGACUGACGAACACCCAAAUACCCGUACGGCUCAGUAUAUCGCAGUAAACGACGGCAAAAAAGAUCUGGUUAUAGCUAUGGCGGAUAUGGACAUAUUCAAGGAUCAUCCCCUACCCCACCAUUGGCAGUCCAUGGUGGCCGAGACUAAACCCAAGUGGCUUGUCACGGAUGGCAAUUGGAGCCCUGAACAACUCCGCACUUGGCUCCAGGCUGGAAGAGAGAAUAAAAGCCAAGUCAUUUUCGAGCCUGUGUCGGUGGAAAAGUCUCGCGGUCUCUUUUGCCGAGAGAGGGGUCUUCACAAGCUGCGGAUCUUCCCAGACCCUAGCGUCACCCUCGCUUCGCCAAAUCAGUAUGAACUGGCUGCUAUGCAUCAAGCAGCGCAGGAAAACGAUUAUUUCGAGUCUACCGAGUGGUUUGAUAUUAUCGACUCCUUCGGCAUGCGAGGUGCUCGAGAUAAAUUUGUUCACAUCGCCGGCCAAGCCCUCACGGACGCCGGUGUUCCGCUCCAAUCUGUGCAGCUCUUACCGUAUAUUCCUACAGUUAUCACAAAACUAGGGGCUCAAGGCGUUUUGAUGACGUCUAUUUUAAGUAAAGAUGAUGCCCGUUUGCGCGACAGAGAUGAGGAAGAAUACAUCUUGUCCAGAGCACCACCUACCCAUCCUUCAGUUGGUGGCAUGUACAUGAGGCUUUUCCCAGCUGCCAAAAAAGUGGAAGAAGUUAUAUCUGUUAACGGAGUCGGUGACACCUUCCUAGGCGUAUUAGUUGCUGGACUGGCUCAGGGCGGGCGGGUUGAUAGGCUGAUCAACGUCGCCCAGAAGGGUGCUGUUUUGUCGUUACAGUGGCCUGGAUCGGUCAGCCCCAAGGUGGCCACGUUGAAGCAAGAAGUGCUUCAAUCCGCGAAAACCUAAUUUAUAUAUACCGACCCCCACUAAUACAUACUAAUUUUAUCCUUG